This is a messenger RNA of Ictalurus furcatus (blue catfish), 3097 nucleotides long. RefSeq names its product RTF1 homolog, Paf1/RNA polymerase II complex component (gene rtf1). Bases 79 to 2121 code for a protein of 680 amino acids. The transcript is spliced from 18 exons. Gene Ontology annotation, cellular component: Cdc73/Paf1 complex. The record is from RefSeq and is a predicted model, not a curated record. Gene Ontology annotation, molecular function: DNA binding; RNA polymerase II C-terminal domain phosphoserine binding. Lineage: Eukaryota; Metazoa; Chordata; Actinopteri; Siluriformes; Ictaluridae.
UCUAGCGCCGCCGUUUGUGUUCGUGUCCAAUAAGCACGAGCGCAUCCGCCGCGGGUAGCUUAGCCUCCAAAGCUAACCAUGGUGAACGUAAAGAAACGGAAAGGUCGGGUCGUCAUUGAUUCCGACUCGGAAGACAGCGCGAGCGAUGACAAUUUGGAUCAGGAGCUGCUGAGUUUGGCCAAGAGGAAGCGUGUGGACUCGGAAGAACCCGAGGAACCCAUCAGCAAACCUGCCGCGUCUACAGACUCCGAGACGUCCGACAGCGACGAUGAGUGGACUGUCGGAGGCACCAAAGCCAAGAAAAAGGUGAAGCCUGGAAAAGGGGCAGAAAAGAAGAACCCCACGAAGAAGAAAGUGAACAAGGCCGCUUCGUCAGGGAGCUCGGAUGGAGACAGCUCAGCCGAGAGCUCCGCCCCUGAGGAGGGCGAGGUGUCCGACUCGGAGAGCAACAGCUCCUCCUCCAGCUCGGAUUCGGACUCGUCCUCGGAGGACGAAGUGUUCCGGGACGGAUACGGAGACGAUCUGAUGGGGGACGAAGAGGACCGGGCGCGGCUGGAGCAGAUGACUGAGAAGGAGAGAGAGCAGGAGCUUUUCAACCGUAUUGAGAAGAGAGAGGUGCUCAAACGCAGGUUCGAAAUCAAGCAGAAACUAAAGACGGAAAAGAAGAAGGUCAAGGAGGAGAAGAAGAAGAAGAAGCAAGAGGAAGAGCAGGAGAAGAAAAAGCUGUCUCAGGUUACAGACACUCAGGUGGUGAUGUCCCAUAAUAAAGAGAGGAGGUCGAAGAGAGACGAGAAGCUGGACAAGAAGUCGCAGGCCAUGGAGGAGCUGAAAGCCGAGCGAGAGAAGAAGAAGAACAGAACGGCCGAGCUCCUGACCAAACGACAGCCGCUGAAGGCCAGCGACGUGUACUCCGACGACGAGGAGGAGGAAGAGGAAGACGACGAUAAGUCCUCGGUAAAGAGCGACCGCAGCUCGAGGUUGUCGUCCUCUGAUGAAGAAGAGGAGAAAGAGGCGACGCCCCCUAAGUCUCAGCCGGUGUCAUUGCCGGAGGAACUGAACCGCAUCCGUCUGUCACGGCACAAACUGGAGCGCUGGUGUCACAUGCCCUUCUUCGCUAAAACGGUCACCGGCUGCUUCGUACGCAUCGGCAUCGGCAACAGCAGCAGUAAACCCGUCUACAGGGUGGCUGAGAUCGUAGAUGUGGUGGAAACGGCGAAAGUCUACCAGCUCGGCUCGACUCGAACAAACAAGGGGCUGCAGUUACGACACGGCAACGACACCCGAGUGUUCCGGCUGGAGUUUGUGUCCAAUCAGGAAUUUACAGAGAGCGAGUUCAUGAAGUGGAGAGAAGCGAUGCACGGUGGAGGAAUGCAGAUUCCUACCCUGGACGAGAUCACUAAAAAAGAGCAGUCCAUCAAAGAAGCCGUCAACUACAAAUUCAACGACAAAGACAUCGAGGAUAUAGUGAAAGAGAAGGACAGAUUCCGGAAGGCGCCGCCGAACUACGCCAUGAAGAAAACGCAACUCCUCAAAGAAAAGGCGAUGGCGGAGGAGAGCGGCGACGGAGAUAAGGUGAAGAUGUUGCAAGAUCAGUUGAACGAGCUGGAGGAGAGAGCCGAAGCAUUAGACAGACAGAGAACUAAAAACAUUUCCGCGAUCAGUUACAUCAACCAGAGGAACCGCAGCUGGAACAUCGUGGAGUCUGAGAAAGCGUUAGUGGCUGAAGGUCAGAACUCCAAAAACCAGCAGAUGGACCCUUUCACCCGACGGCAGUGCAAACCCACCAUGGUGUCCAACGCCAGAGACCCGUCGGUCCACGCUGCUAUUCUCGCACAUCUUAAUCAGAAAUACGGUUCGGGCUCCGGCCAGGACAACGCGCAGCAGAUCAACAAACAGCAGGGUUCGGCGAACCAGAGGGACAAAGACGUCACAAAGACCACCAGCGACCUCUCUGAAGACCUGUUCAAAGUUCACGACUUCGACGUCAAAAUCGACCUGCAGGUCCCCAGUGCUGAGACAAAGUCCCUGUCAGUGAGCUCCAACUCCCUGCCGGUGAAGGACGGAGCCCCUCGCCGCUCCCUCAACCUGGAGGACUACAAAAAGAGACGAGGCCUCAUCUGACGCUCCCGUCUUCCAGCUUCCAUUAAACCCCUGCAUGUGUUCGUGAACUACACCAGGGAGCCCGAAGCUGUCCUCUCUGUGUCUCUCUCUCCCUCUCCCUCUCACUCACUCCUUGUCCCCUGUGUGUGUUUGUGUCCGAGAGAGUUGAGAAUGAAUGUGAGCUUGUACACAUGUAAACCUUUGUAACUGUGUGUGUGUGUGUGUGUGUGUGUGUGUGUGUGUGUGUGUGAGAGAGAAUGAGCGAGUGUGCAUGACUGUAGUGCGAGACAUCCAUCCGAUGCGAGACUACAAACUACUUGUGCAGUUUGUGUGCGCAAGUCUUCUGAAAAUAAAACUAAAUACGAAAAUCCCGUGAAAUGUGGCGGCUUUUUGUUUCGCUUUGUGUUCUUUUUCCUCAUAGCCGUACUUUAUAGGAGAAAUCGUCCACUGGUUAAUUUAUACACGAGUACAUGACGUUCUAUGUCUACUUUCUUACUCUUUUUUUUUUUUUUUUUUGUCAAUAUUCAUCCAAAUCCUGACAAUGCUAUUUAAAUGUAAAACAUUAAUACUUGGGGGGAUUUUUAUGAACUGUUUUUCUUCCUCCUGAAGCUUUUUAGUGAGUGAGUGAGUGAGUGAGUGAGUGACAGUGGACAACCUUUUUUUUUUUUUUAAUUUUUAAUUAGGUUUCAGUCCUGGUGUCUUAUUGAGAACAAAAAUAAGAGCCCAAUCAUGACAUCACUCCUAUAAUGGACAAAAUCUGUUCAUUUGUAUGAAAUAUAUUUUCUCAAUGGACGUUAUUUUUGUCCUUUUUAGAUGUUUUUUUUUUCUCCAUUGUAUUUCGGCGAUCUUCGUUCCAUUCAGAGCUGAUUGAUAUGUGACUAUUAUUGGUUAUUGAUGAUGUCUUCUGGUCAGUUUUCGUAUUCAUGUGGCAUGCUUUGUAAAUAAGAUUUGGCCAUUUGGGAUGAGUGCGGAAACAAUAAAGAAGCACUGUUUCGUA